AUGACUCAAUGUGAUAAAUCAACCGCGGCAAAGCCACAAAAAUUAAAUCGAAAGGCUGCAGAAAAUUAUGGCUCAGAAAAUUAUGGCAAACUUCCUUUAAACAAAUCACAAGAGAGGACAGGUGUUCAACGAACUCGAAUUAUUGAUAUAAACGCUAGUCGUGCUGGAGAAACCGUUAGUAUCCGAGCUCGUGUGCAUACUUCACGUGUAACUGGUAAAAUCGGUUUUUUCGUCUUUCGACACCAAGAUUCUACGAUUCAAGGAGUUCUUCAAGUUGACGAAAAAGUUGUUAGUAAAGGUUUUGUCAAGUUUGCUGCCAAUGUCCCGGAUGAAUCAAUUGUCAUUAUUGAAGGUGUUGUAAGUAAACCAAAUGAAGAAAUAAAGAGCACUACUGUGUCCGAUGCCGAAUUACAGAUAAAGAAGUUUUAUGUGGUUCACGAAACUCUCGGCCGUCUUCCAUUUUCUUUAGAAGAUGCAUCGAGAUGCGAAGAGGAAAUAAACAAAGAAGAUUCUCAGUUCAGUCGCGUAACUUUGGAAACCCGAUUAAACCACCGUGUUGUAGAUCUCCGUACUACUGCAAAUCACGGAAUUUUCAGAAUCCAGUCUGGGGUUUGUCAAUUGUUUCGCGAAUUUCUCUUAUCAAAAUCAUUUAUCGAAAUCCAUACUCCAAAGAUAGUUGGUGCAUCUAGCGAAGGCGGUGCAAAUGUGUUUGCUAUAAAAUAUUUCAAAGGCAGUGCAUAUUUGGCGCAAUCACCUCAAUUAUAUAAACAAAUGUGCAUUUGUUCCGACUUUGAACGUGUAUUUGAAAUAGCCCCUGUAUUUCGUGCUGAAGACUCUAAUACCCAUCGUCAUAUGACUGAGUUUGUUGGUCUCGAUUUAGAGAUGGCCUUUGAAGAGCAUUAUCAUGAAGUACUUGACAUCCUCGAUGAAUUAUUUGUUUUUAUUUUUGAUGGUUUGAAGACUAGAUUUGCUUCUGAGAUUGAGACAGUAAAACGACAAUAUCCAUCAACCAACUUCGAAUACCUUCCAAAAACAUUAAGGUUGGAUUUCAAAGAAGCCGUUCAAUUAUUAAGGGAUCACGAAAGAUUUCUUGGAAAAUUGAUCAAAGAGAAAUACAACACCGAUUUUUAUAUUAUUGAUAAAUUUCCAUUAGCAGUUCGUCCGUUUUAUACAAUGCAAGAUCCUUACGACAAGAACUAUUCAAAUUCUUACGACUUCUUUAUGCGUGGGCAAGAAAUUCUCUCAGGAGCACAACGUAUUCAUGACCCUACAUUAUUGGAAGAGCAUGCCAAAGAACUUGGCGUCGAUUUACGUUCUAUUCAACCUUAUGUUGACUCUUUUAAAAGAGGUGCACCACCACAUGCUGGUGGCGGUAUUGGUUUAGAACGAGUGGUAAUGCUUUAUUUAAAUUUAGAUGACAUACGCAGAUGUUCGUUAUUCCCUCGUGAUCCAAAACGACUUGAACCCUAA
This is a messenger RNA of Scutellospora calospora, 1470 nucleotides long. Lineage: Eukaryota; Fungi; Glomeromycota; Glomeromycetes; Diversisporales; Gigasporaceae. The record is from the annotation of a GenBank genome assembly.